CAUAUCAUAUGAAACCGUUCUGAAGGAGCUGUUGCGCAGUAUCAGCGUCUGUCAUUGGUCCGCGACACUGCAGUAACCAAUCAUCACCGAGAUUGUUUAACUUGGAGUUUGAUGUUAUGUAUUUUCAGUUUGAAAAAAGAUGUCGCUAAACCGGGGUAUCGGCAGUGUUGAGGUAAGGCUAAUGUAACUCCUCCAGCGGUUAUCGUUUCUUUUUUAAUACCCGGUUUCUCGUGGUGUUUUGUUUCGAUGAUAAAAUGUAAUUUGAAUACAGCCUGAGCAAAUAAAAACAGAUGUAGCAGUUCUUGUAAGCUAGCUCGUUAGCUCCUGUCAGUGUGAAGUUACCAUGUCAACGGCAGUGCACCUGUACGAAAACCAACAUUAUCUAACUCCUCCUGUUUUCAAGCUAUCUUGAUCAUCUUAAACAUUUCUUCUCCCGUUUUAUAAACUGUCAUUCAGUUAUUUCAAAACCCUGUUCGUCUGUUUUUCUUGUAGUACAUGAAAAAAAGGAUCCCGAAAAAUGCUAAAUAUCAACAUGUCAAAACAAGACUGGACACCGGUAUGCUGAUCAAAUACAGACAAAUGUUUAAAAGUACAUAAAUAGAUACUAAACUCUUCCUCACUGUCACUGUCUUAUUGCAGGAUGCAGCCUCACCAAGUAUAUGGAAAGACUGGAGGACAUAAAGAAAAGUAAGAAUUCUGAGCUGGUAUUAAGGGGGGAAUUAUGAAGGGAAAUUCAUUAUCCAAUACCUGACACAGUGCCCAUGAAAACAAUAUUACUACAUCACAGUGAUUGUAAUAUUUUAACUAAACUGCAAAACCAUGAUCUCCACAAUGAUCAGGGAUAAUGUCCUAAAAGUGCAGGAGUAAUAUGAUUAGUGCCACCACAAAGAUUUAUAAAGUCUCAGAGUGAGUUAGUUUGACAGGACAUCUCUUUAAAGUCCUUAUUAACUCAUAUUAAUAAUAAUAAUGCAUCAGAUUUCAUAUAUAUCGCUUUAUCAGAGACCCUCAAAGCGCUUUACAUUGGAUACAUCAUUCAUUCGCUCACACAGUCACACCUUGGUGGUUGUAAACUACCUAAGUAGUCACAGCUGCCCUGGGGCUGACUGACGGAAACGUGGCUGCCAGUUUGCACACACAACACUCACAAUCAUACACCAGUGGAGGACACACACUGGGAGCAAGGUUGGUUAAGUGUUCUUGCCCAAGGACACAACGGACAGACUAGGGAUAGGGGGGGAAUCAAACCGCCGACCUUCCAGUUAUUGGACGACCGUGCUACCUCCUGAGCUACUGCCGCCCCGAUUAAAUAAGUAGCGGUCAAUUGUAUAAACAUAAUUAGAGGAAAGGUCAGAUGGUGGCCAAUAGGUGAUACAAGUGUUAAAUGUUGUUAUUAAUCUUCUGCAUUUGUUAAAAUAAAACAAAAAUCUUAUAAUAACCAGUGAGAAAGAACAUUGCUGAACUUUAAUGAACAUUUUAUCACAUAAACGAGAACAUAAAGAUAUUUGUAAGGCAAAUAUUUGGGUUAAAAACAUCAGAGUCAUAUACAAUCACAUUAGUCCAUGCAUUUCAGCUACAGGACUGAUAUUUGUCGAAUCUUCAUGCCACACUGACAAGGCUGCCUGCAGUGGCUGUAGACAAUGUUUGAAACUUCCUUUCAUGAGCACAGGAAGUAUCAGGGUUUUUUUUUUUUUUACCCCUUUGGAGGCUUUACCACUGACCACAAUAUCAUCACAAAAAAACUGCCCAAAUAGCCUGAUCCAGGUGUAUAAAUGUUACCUUUAUCUCGCUGGGAGUGUGGAAACAGAGACCGGUUUAAUUUUUUUUAUAUCUUAAAUAGAGGUGAUGAAUAUGCAAAAUACUCAAGUGAUUACAUGCACAUCUGCAAGAAAUAGAAGAUCAAAUACUCUUACAGUCCUAAGACCAGUACCUACACAAAGGUUGCAAAUGAAAGACUUCCUUCAAGUGCCUGGGUUUAACUUCCUUUUCUCCUUUUUGCAGAUUAUAGAUACAGAAAUGAUGAAAUCUUUAAGCGGUUAAAGGUGACAACAUUUGCACAGUUGGUAAGCAUUUAUGUUUCGUUUCAGUCGUGUGUCAAAACAGAAACUCAGAAAAAACUAAAUACAUUAAAAAAAAAAACUCAGUAUUGUCGGACAAAUGAUGUGAUGAGCUCUGGACAUAAGUCCUGAAUCAUUUAUUCAGUAUCCUUACAUUCAAUUCCAGGAUACUUUUUUUCACACUUUCACUCGCAGAUUGUCCCUUUUUUCUGAGAUGAAGCACUUUUGGUUCCUUUUCUGCUCUAGAUACUUCAAGUAGCCUCCAUAUCAGAGCUGACUGAAAGUGAGAAUGACGCUGAAUCACACGUACCAGAAGGUAACACAGCUAAAGCCAAACUAAUUGAUGUCUGUCUUGCAUUAUCAUCAUCGUCACAUUACUGAACACACUGAAAUGUGCAUCAUUUGCUUUGGACGAAAAUUUGUUAAUGACAGCCCGUUUGUUUACAGACGGUGUGUCAGUCGUAUCUGAUGCAGAUCUGGAGUGUCCAUCUGAACACAUCAACGGCUCCACUCAGGGGUCACCGCCUCCAGAUCACCAGGGUGCAGGAGACAGCAAGGACAUCUGCCACACUGCCAGGUCAACGUUACUGAGGUAAUGUACAGCUCAGUUCUCUGUAAAGCUGCACUCUACAGCCCCUCCUGUACAACAUCCCACACACUCUACCUUUUCCCGCCUGUUACCCCAAACCUACCAUCAAAUCCUUUCAGAGCAAACUGUGCUUCUAUUUCUUGUCCCUUGAGACAUCUGCCCGUCCCACGCCCCUGAACUCCUCAUAAUAACCCACUCGGUUUAUUCGCAGCGUCUCCUCCUCACACCUGCGUCCUCUCCGCUUCAACUUGAACAUGAACCCCAGGAGUGUAACUCUACCUCUGGCCUCUCCAGGGAGGGCACAGACUGGGCCUCUAAUGACAGAUUGUGAGGUUACCCUCACCUUAGAUUGGAAGAGAAAGUAGGGCGAGGGGAAAGUGGUCUGUAGUCUGGCUCAGCUCCAAAUGGACUUAAGUUGCCCAAAAUCAUUAAUGGAUGAAAGGCAAAUAACAUCAUUUAAAUGGUUGUUAUUGUGUGCAAAUAGAUGAAGAGAAAUCUGGACUGUGAGGGAUAAAAAAGAAGAAAAAGAAGCACAAAAAAAGAAUCCUGUUUUUAUGAAAACUAAUGCAGCCUGUUGUCUUCUCCCCCUUCAGUGUUAUUAGUGGUGUAGGAGAGCUGAGCCUCGACAAAAACAACCAGAAGAAGGAGAAUGACUCACCCCUGAGCCCUGAGCCAGCUGACAGGCCUUACCCAGACUGCCCCUACCUACUGCUGGACGUACGGGACCGCGACCUGUAUGACCGCUGCCACAUCAUCAGCGGUUUGUGCAAAAACAUGAAGAACAUUUCGCUCCUGUUGCUCAUGAUAUAAACGUAACUUUCAUUCGUCUCUUUCUCCUUUAGCGCAAAGUUUCCCCAUCGCAAUGCUUUCUCGAACCAUGAAACCCUACACAAGAGACGUGCAGGAAUAUGUAUCCUUCUGCACCAAACGUUUACCUGUCUGCUUUCAGUGGUGCCACAGCUGUUUUUGAAAGUGUCUGGACUUAACCCAUAAACUGUGCAGAAAAAUGCAGAAGGGAAGAUCAUCAUCGUGUACGACGAGGACGAGAGAAUAGCCAGUCAGGCAGCCACCACCAUGUGUGAGCGAGGGAUUGACAAUCUCUUCAUGCUGUCCGGAGGUAAAGUAAAGUUUGCUUGUUGAGAGUCUGUUUUUUCUUAAGGAUAUAUUUAGCUAACAUUUGGCCGUACUUUGACUGGCAAUAGAGGUCUGCUUUUUCUUUAAACUGACUGAGUUCUCCAGGAAAAACAAUGUUGAUGUACAAAUCCCAUCUAAAGCUAUAUGUCCUCUUUUACCCAGACAAGUCCUCUUUUUGGGGGGCUGCCUGGCCUUGUCCAGGGGAGUUUAUAAAAUCCUUCAAAUGUCCGGGUUUUGGUAUGGAAGUUUUGAGUUUGUGUCGCGUGGACCUACUGAGUUAGAACCACGUAAAAAACACUCAACCCAACCUGAAAAACUCUCUAAAUUUACUACGCGUGACUUCGUGACGCCAUGUCCUCUUUUUUGGGAUUCAGAAUAUGGUCACCCUAAUUCAAUGCAAAACAAACUUUAAUCAGCUCUUGUUUCAACCAAUUGUCAAUAGAUUGAUUAACAUUCCUAUCCCACGUCUUUUGCUUCUUUGCUGCCCUCUUCUAGGUCUCAAGGUAAUCGCUCAGAAAUUUCCAGAAGGCAUGACGACGGGUUCCAUCCCAGCAUCCUGCCUGUCCCCUCCGACGUCAUCGCGCAGGAAAAAGAGCACGGUGCAGCCGCAGCAGCCUGCGCAGGCGGCAGAGAAGAGAUGGAGGUUUACAUCGGAUGAACUCACAAAGAUCCAGGAGCAGCUGGAGGAGAUUCUCAUCCCCAGCAACUCCAGCAGUAAGAGAACAUUUUGAAGAAUGCAGAUCCCAGUAUUUAAUGAGAGUGUUGGUUUAUUUGUGUAAAAUAUUGUUUGCAAACAGUCCUUAAAUUAAAAAAAAAAUGAAAAAAAACAUGCUUUGGCUCAUAUGACGUAUGAUAUCAUAUAUUGUUUGUCUUCACCACAGGCCGUAUGUCCAGCCGCUUGUCCUCCAGCAGCUCCCAGUCGAAAGCCUCCAGCGCUCAGAGUCGACAGAGCUCCUGUGCGUCUGGAAGAGACAGCUCCAGGGUUCAGAGCAGCAGACCCUGGAAAUAACCCCCAUCAUCUUCCCCCAGUUCUCAUGAAUUACACACAUCUAAACAUACAAACAUACCUCCGAUGAAAAAAAGUCCAUAUAUAUUUCAGGUUACAACACUCUCUAACUGAAUAUAAUCCUCCAUCGGACUGCUGCAGAAUCACAACAUGACGCUCUUUUUCCUCUCUGGAGUUGAAGGUCAGACUGACGCAGUUUCAGUUUUCAUUUUCAUUUCAGAUAUUAUAAACAGUGUGUGUUUGAAUGUUUGCACAGUGCCUCAUCUGAGAACCUAAGAGGUGAUAGAUCUAUUUGCACUCUUUAAUAACACUAAUCUCAUUCAUGCUUUCCACCUGCCAACGACCCUGGAGAAAUAAACGCUCACUUUAUUGUAAUUUUCCCCUUCCAUAUCAAGUCCUGAAACAAUCUUUAACCCGGUGGCAUUCCCUAAAGACUGGCAUUUCUUUAGCUACGGUUAAAGACUGAAUGACUGUAUGUUUUUAUGACAUGAAGGAUAUGCAUGAGAUGUAAUUUAAGGGACUAAUGAGCUCAGUCUGUCUUAUAUAAGGAAAAGCUGUACUGUAUUUUCAUGAUGUCGAACUGUGAUGCCUGAACUGAGAGUGCACCGUCAGCCUUUACGUGCUGCUCUUCUGGUCCACUUAUGCUGUAAUUUGUGUGUGUGUGUGUGUGUGUGUGUGUGUGUGUGUGUGUGUGUGUGUGUGUGUGUGUGUGUGUGUGUGUGUGUGUGUGUGUGUGUGUGUGUGUGUGUGUGUGUGUGUGGACUUAUUGAAGCCUUUACACAGACUAUGAUGAGUUUUCCUGAAGGAAGGGGACAGUGGCAUUUUGUUAUUUCUGUUACAAAAACGAUAAAACAGCACUUGAUCAGCAGUGGUUGCAUUCUUCAAACAGUAUUGUUGAUUUGUGGCCUUUUUGUUUUUUAGCGUGGUUGCAGUUUGUUGCAUGGUUCACGGCCAACUUUCUCGUAGUCUUCAGAAGUGCAUAUAAUGGACUCAUCCGCAGGCCUUGAUUGUGACUUGUUUUCACCAUCAGUCUUAGCUCGAACUAAUAAUCUGAUCAGAUGAUUUUGUUUUGUAAAUGAAUGUCAAAUAAAGAGCUCGGUUGUUUGCUGUA
Messenger RNA from Xyrichtys novacula (pearly razorfish), 5894 nucleotides. The record is from the annotation of a GenBank genome assembly. NCBI's taxonomy places the organism in Eukaryota, Metazoa, Chordata, Actinopteri, Labriformes, Labridae.